UCUCUCUUCGCGUCGUGGUCACUUUCUUCGUGUUAGAUGUAAUAAUAAAUAUAACUGGAUAUAUAUUGGUUCACUAGUUUUCUGCAAAACUCGAAGGUUAUGAAAUCGAACGAAUAUGUAAACACCGUCCAAGGUAUCGUAUUAUGAAUGAAGCAAUUAGUAUUGAGACAGUUUUCACUGAAGUAAGAUGUGUUUAUCGUGCUAGUGGUUAUUAUGAAACGUCGUGCAAUAUCCAUUCUUCGAACUCGUUCGACGAUCCACGAUAAGAAGUAUUCACACCUUUAUCGAAUCGAGAGGUGGUCAGUUCGAGCAAUUUCUUUGAAGGAAUGGCCAUACAUAUCCAGGAAGUGAUACGAUCGGAAGUGGAUGGUGGCCUGGCUGGACCGGCUAAUCCAAUACCGGACGAGUCGAUAGACUGUGGUUGCGCGCAGUUGCCGUGCCCAAAGUUGGCGAGAUUCGCAACGAGGCGGUUGUUCGUCGGGCUGUUGUCAUGGGUAGGCCUGAUCCAAGCCGCUGCCUACGCUUACCUUCACAUGGCAGGGCCGACCAUAGCGAGGAGGUUCCAGUUCCACCCUUACGCGAUGGAAUGGGUGCUAAUAGUUUCCGACUUGACGCCGUUCAUUCUCGGGGUGGUGAUCGCCUAUUGGGGCGACAGGAUACACAGGGCGGCGUGGAUCGGCGCCAUUGUCCUCCUGCAAAGUAUCUCGUAUUUCGUUAUGAUCAUACCUCAUUUGACCCAUCAUACGAAAGUGGUGGAGGAGACUGAAAACGUAACCCAUAUGUCGAUAUACGCGGAGGACAGUCGAGAUCUUUGCUCGGAGACGACAUCGAGAAUCGUGGCCAAGGAGAACGAAUUUUGUUAUUUCACGUUGGCGAUGAUCAUAGUGGUACAAGUGGUGUCUGGUAUAGCGAAUAUUUCGUAUUUUGCAUUGGGCGUUUCCUAUUUGGACGACAACACGAAGAAGAAGCACGUAGCAGGCCUCAUAGGUUUCCUCAUUUCUGUAAAAAUUUUCGGUAUCCUUGUUGGAUGCAUGCUGGCGUGGAUAUGCCUUAGAUUCGACGCGGUUACCUUGAACCCCAUAGAAUCCUAUAGAGAACAGAUCGGUGCAUGGUGGCUGGGUUUGCCAAUUUUCACUUUGCUGCUUAUAAUUCCCGGCCUCCUUCUCUCGUGGUUCCCACGUAUGCUACCAUCAGAGAUCGUGGAGAAAGCGGCUGUGUCGUUGUUGAACAAUUCCAAUAAUCGACCACCACGCACGAUAGUGAGCCAAAGCGUUGGAAGUAUAGAUUUCUGGCCAUCGUUGGGUAGACUGAUCACGAAUAAGAUUCUGAUGUGUCAAAUCUUGGCCUGUACCCUCUACAUCAUGGCCAUAGUGAAUUUCGUGGGUUUCGAGAAUCUUAUUGGACAGUCGAGAUUUCACGUGCCGAAACCCACUGGGAUGUUGCUAGGUUUCGAGGAUCCUAUCUCUUCGAGAUUGAUAACAAAUAUUUUGAAGCCCAGUCUGGUCGCGUUGAUCGUUGUACUCUCGGGAAUGGUAAUUUCAAAAUUGAAACCCAGCGCGAGAAGUGUCAUUGGGUACAGUAUUAUCGUUGUGCUUUUGGCAGCUGCGAUCAUCUUUGCACUCACUGCUGCGACUUGUGAUAAAAAGCCUAUCUUUGGCACCACUAAAAAGGGAUCUCUUAUAUUAUUGCAUUAUUGCAAUCGAAAUUGUCGAUGUUCAAACGAUGCCGAUUUUCGUCCCGUCUGCGACAAUAAAGGCACACACACCUUUUAUAGCCCUUGUCACGCUGGAUGCACUUUUUCCGAAGUCAGAAACGGUAUAACAACUUACAGUGAAUGUAGCUGUGUAGAAACUGUAAUGGGCGCAGGGAAAACGGACGCGAUCGAUGGACCUUGCACUUCGAAUCGUUGUCAAUUCAAUUGGGUAGCUUUCGAGUUUGGAAUUCUUUUAUCCUGUGUAUUAGUUGCUUCGACCUUCGUGGGAGAUAUAUUGAUCAUCUUGAGAUCGGUGACUGUACAGGACAAGGCUAUCAGCAUAGGAUUCCUCAUGACGUGUAUAGCAUUUAUACCUGGAAAAGUUUUAUACGACGUGAUAGCAAAUCUAACCUGUCUAUAUUGGGGAACGCAAAAAAUUUCGUGUCGUAUCCACGAUGGCACGAAGCUCGGCAACUAUCUGUGCUAUAUGACAGGUUCUUUGUUGGUUUUGUGUGUUAUAUUGAAAUUGGUUGUGUGGUGUCUCUCCGAAGAUUUGAAACUUUAUGUCCAGAAAGAGGGAGAAGCAACAUCGAUGACUGAAAUGAGGGAAAUGAUUCCAAACACGAAUGAUGCGACCAAUCAACAAGAUCGAAGAGGUAACGAGAGUGAAGUUAUAACGCAUCAAUCUUCUUUAAAUGAUACAACAAUUAACGUAGAAAAAUCAAGCGAAGACCUAAAAAAAUCCGUCAAAUCCAUAUACGAAAAUGUAGGAACAGAAGAUCAAGAAACCGAGGAAACUCCACUGAAAUACGGUCCCUUAGGUCCUGGAGAUCGUCGAACAGAUUCAAAAAUUUCCCUCAAUCAACCGUCUCAAGCUCAAAAAUCAAAAAUACGAAAUACAGACUCCGAAGACGAUCUAAGUUCCAGUGACGAGGAGGGAAAGAAAGAUUCGAGUCCAAAAGUAGCUUACAGACCUUUGGAUAUCGAUUCAGACGUGGAAAGUGAUCUCAGCAGCAUAGAGCCAAGGUCACGUAAACGCAUCAUGGGAAGAGACUACGAGUCUGUAUAUAACAGCGAUACUUCUUCCGCCAAAAACUCACUCAAACGAGAAUUUCCAAAUCCAGACAAUUAUGGUGAUCCAAGGUUGAAUCGAAGAAACAUAGACGGUUCCUCGAAGACGAGCAGUUUUGAAUUUUCAAGGAAGAGGCAAAACGAGCCUUUACAAAAGAGGGGAGACUUCAACGAAGUCGGUAUACCUAUUGUCGAUCCUGUAUCCACGAAAGGUGUAAAAUCGUUGAUCGAUAGAUACGAGAAGGUUGAUGAGGAACAAGAAUUGACGAUAGCGGGAGAGAAUGGAAAUCAUCCAGAGCAUAAGAUAGGAAUUCCAUUGGUGGCCAUGGCGUCGAAGAAGUCAAAUUCGAUAAAUCAAUAUUCGUCUGAGUUCAGUAAUUUAGGGGAUGGUAAGAUUCCUGAGAAUCGACCAGAGUCAAGAGAAAGUGUUAGCCCAAAAACAUCCAGUAAAGGGAGUGUAGGAACAUUGCACACUGAUUUUUGAUAGAUAAUGAUAAUAGUGUUGCAUGUUAUUUCGUUUUGACAUUUUAUACCGAAGUCUAUAGAAAGUUAUUUAUUCAGAUAUUUCUGUUUACUUUUUUUCAUCUAUUCAGAAUUGAAUUUUAUUUAUGUUAUUCAUGAAGUAUUAAAGUGUAGGUAUUAAGAUGUUAGGUAAGAGUAAUAGAUAAAGUAAUAUAUUGAAGUUGUUUUCA
Molecule: messenger RNA, 3456 nt
Organism: Apis dorsata (giant honeybee)
Lineage: Eukaryota; Metazoa; Arthropoda; Insecta; Hymenoptera; Apidae
Product: solute carrier organic anion transporter family member 1A5-like
Exons: 10
Coding region: 327-3248 (973 amino acids)
Biological process (GO): sodium-independent organic anion transport; transmembrane transport
Cellular component (GO): membrane
Molecular function (GO): protein binding
Source: RefSeq, a predicted model, not a curated record